AUGGCGCCCAACGCAGUUCAAGACACUCGGAACGAAAUCUGUACCGAUACGGGCUCCGUCACCUGUCAAAUCUGCCUGGAAGAGCUCAUGUCGGAGGACCAAACGACCAUCAACAUCGUCACUCAUUUCUGCUCAAAAACUUGCCCCGCAGUCUUCUGCACGCCAUGCCUUGAAAAACUUUUGCUCUUGGCAAAAGAAGUCCCGUACACCGGCGCGCUACCCAAGAUCCGCUGUCCGAUCUGCCUUGUUUCUGUCAACAGGCAGCAAUGGGUUCGCUGCUUGGACCCCAAAGCGGCAACAGCGAAAUCCCUAAUUCAGCGGUACACGAGGCUAUGCGAAGCCUCGUGCAACUUCACCUACUUCGCUAAUGAUGUGGCUCUCACACUCCGACCCUGCGAGAAAGCUCGUAUCCCAGAGCUUCGACGCGUAGUUCGUCGAUUCUGUCACCACACCAAGACCACCACCGCCCGCGAUGUGAUCCGCUACGUCGCGGACAACUUUGCAGCUUCCAAGACCAACUGCAUUGUACACAAAAUACUCCCGCGGAUUCUAGAUCAAGAGCGGCGAGCGACGCUACUAUUGACGUACCAUAGCAUUCACCGCCGCGUCGUGACUCGCUGCUGCGGUUUCUUUGCUUGCUUUAACUGCAAGCGCACAAUGUACGAUGAAAGCACGCCAUGCGAGUGCGAAGAGGAAGACAAGGAGAUGAUCAGCGAUGAAGACGUAAUUGAGUGUCGCUCUUGCCGUGUGAUGAUCGUCAAAGUUGAUGGUUGCAACAGUGUUUGGUGCGUUUGCGGCUUUUCUAUGAGCUGGACCGACGAGCAGCGCAUCAAAAAGCUUCACCAGCGAAAGCUGCUCCCAGUGGACCCUUUUGACAUGACGGUGUAUAACCAUUGGUCAUCGUGGCACUACACUUUCCAGAGCGUUGUCGGCGAGAGCUAUUGGGAACUUCGUCAGUCAGCCAUUCUACACAGUCUCAACAACUCCCACCCAGUCUUCCGUGAAACACUGCGUCACUUGGUAUGGAGGCGGCAAUUCCGCCGAUUGAUCACGGACGCCGUCCUGGCGCUGCGACACAGAUUCAUGUUGCGCUGGUACCCCGCUAUCACGGAGUCACUUCGAACUUUGGUCUGGCGUCGGCGUCGGCGUCGCUUCCACCGCAUGUUGCUGGACGAAUAUCGCACCACCUUUGUCGCUCGCACUGCUCGUCAUGAAGCAGAGAAGCUUAAACCUGUUCUUCUCAGGCUCGUGUGGUACUGCCGCUUCCGCAAUCAGGUAUUAGGCUCACUACGCCGUCGUUUCUACUGCUUGUCAAAGGGCUGGGGGAACCUCACAGAAGAACAAAUGGAAUUGGAUGAGGACCAGCUCGCCAUGCUCAGCAUCGGGCUCAACUAA
This is a messenger RNA of Phytophthora infestans T30-4, 1395 nucleotides long. RefSeq lists its product as uncharacterized. The coding region runs from base 1 to 1395 and encodes 464 amino acids. The record is from RefSeq and is a predicted model, not a curated record. NCBI's taxonomy places the organism in Eukaryota, Oomycota, Peronosporomycetes, Peronosporales, Peronosporaceae. The transcript is spliced from 2 exons. Gene Ontology annotation, molecular function: ubiquitin protein ligase activity; ubiquitin conjugating enzyme binding. Gene Ontology annotation, biological process: positive regulation of proteasomal ubiquitin-dependent protein catabolic process; protein polyubiquitination; ubiquitin-dependent protein catabolic process. Gene Ontology annotation, cellular component: cytoplasm; ubiquitin ligase complex.